CAGUGUGUGUUCAAUAUGUUUACAGAUCACACUUCAACGACAAAAUGGCAAGACGCGGACGUUCUCCGUCCAGCACCGAGAAGAUCAGCAGCCCCAGCUAAAACACAACAAUAUGCACCUGUUGGUUCAACCAUUAGACAUACUGUUGGCCAUGCAGUCACCGGUAUGUUUAAUGGUAGUGGUUCCAACAAUGAGGAACAACCUCAAGCUCAACCUGUACAGGCAAUUCCAAUGGAGCAAAACAACCAACAAGGUGCAAAAUGUGCAUUUGAAAUCAAACAGUUCUUGCAGUGUACACAAAACAAUGAUGAUAUUUCAUUGUGUGCUGGUUUUAACGAGGCCAUUCGCCUGUACAAGGAAGCAUACCAUUUGAUGUUAUUUAGAUAUUAAGGAAGUAGUUUCAAAAUUAUAAUGGAUUAUGUAUAAUCAAUACUAAAAACAUGAAUAUUAUCAACCAUCUUAAAUAUUGUUCGUAUGUUAGUAAAUUA
Messenger RNA from Sipha flava (yellow sugarcane aphid), 488 nucleotides. RefSeq names its product coiled-coil-helix-coiled-coil-helix domain-containing protein 2-like. The transcript has 2 exons. The record is from RefSeq and is a predicted model, not a curated record. Bases 16 to 390 code for a protein of 124 amino acids. Gene Ontology annotation, biological process: mitochondrion organization. Lineage: Eukaryota; Metazoa; Arthropoda; Insecta; Hemiptera; Aphididae. Gene Ontology annotation, cellular component: mitochondrion; nucleus.